This is a messenger RNA of Liolophura sinensis, 4377 nucleotides long. RefSeq names its product eukaryotic translation initiation factor 4E-binding protein 2-like. Gene Ontology annotation, cellular component: cytoplasm. Bases 132 to 518 code for a protein of 128 amino acids. Gene Ontology annotation, molecular function: eukaryotic initiation factor 4E binding. The record is from RefSeq and is a predicted model, not a curated record. Gene Ontology annotation, biological process: negative regulation of translational initiation. The transcript is spliced from 3 exons. Lineage: Eukaryota; Metazoa; Mollusca; Polyplacophora; Chitonida; Chitonidae.
GGAAGGUCGAGGUUGUUUACGAAGUGACGAAAGGGCUGGUGUGGAGGUAAAUAGUGACACGCAAAGAACUGUUACCAUCUGAGUGUCAUAGGCCUUUGGCUGGUGAAUUUUGGUCGACGAGUUCUGCCAUCAUGUCGGCGGCUGGAUCUCCCAUAAAAUCGGGAAAAAGUCGAUCAAUUCCAACGCGGAGAAUCCUUAUCAAUGACCCGAGCCAACUUCCACAUGACUACAGCAGUACUCCAGGUGGCACCAUAUUUUCUACAACUCCAGGAGGCACAAGGCUGAUCUAUGAUAGAGCCUUCCUCCUGCGGUGUAGAAACUCACCACUGACCAGAAGCCCGCCGGCCAACAUGGCUGUGAUUCCCGGAGUGACCAGCCCUGGUGAAAUGAGCACACCCAAGGAGAACGGGAGUGAGCAGCCCAAAGGCGGAGAUAACAAGACACCAGCAGCAGCAGCAGCAGCGGCGGCUAAAGCACCAGUUGCAGGGGAUGACCCCCAGUUUGAAAUGGAUAUUUGAACCACUACCCAUGGUGCCUUUCACGUAGUUUCCGUGUCCCAUUUGAUGAAGGGAAUCUGAACUGACAGUGCAGUCGCUACAGGAGUUGACACGUCAGUUACAGUCAAGUCAUAUCAACCUGCAUGUAAUUGAUGAGUCCAGGAUUUUUUUCACUGAAUGUGACAAUAGCAAUUCCAGGAAACUUGACAAUUGUUGCCAAGGAAACGGCAUUGAUGAACAUGUGUGCAAGUCAGGACCUUCUUUCCUGCCUACAUGAUUAACAAACAAAAAAAACAACAAAAACCUUGAAGUCAAAAUAAAAAAGUAAAUAAAUUAAAAACCAGGACAGAAAAGACUGAUGAAAUUCACAUGUACCACUUUUUAUUUGACAGUGACAUUUUUGGGUGUUGGCUUAAUAUGUGUUUUGUCAAGUGACGGAUCAAACCAACUUUGCAGCAAUUUUGUUCAUGACGGUGAAUAGCGACAUAAAUAACUGUUUGAUACGAAAAGCUCUAUAAUUCCGAGAACUGAAGUGGUGGGAAGAUUUUGAAUAUCAGGAAACAUACCUGGCUGCAGAAAAGAAACUUUUUAACAUGCAAAUUCAUACAGACAUUGGAGAAAUUUGUUCUGUGAUGAAAUCAUGGAAAGCUAUUGUGAACAUUGCAAUGUUUGGAAACCUAGAAGUUGUGAGGUGGUUAUGGAGGAUAGCUAUCAUGAUGACAACCAUUUAAUGAUCUUCUUCAACUCUAAAUGACAUUUGCUGUUUGCCAAUCAACCCAGCCUUUAGCUGCUAUAUGGAUGUUUUAUGGGGGAUUUUUUUUCCUGCCAAUUUGGACUUAUGUGUUACCCAGUUUGGCGUUGUUUUAAAUGCAUUGUACAAUUACGUCUUCAACCACAACCACCACAGGUAUUAUCUGCUAUGAUGGUACCAAAAGUAGUUCCAUUUAAUAAUACUGACGACGAACUGUUACCGAAAAUUUAAGCCCGUUCACAGGUUGGAACUUACCCCUGCUAGAGACCAGGGGCCUGAUAAAAUGUGGUAGUUUCCCGCCAGGCUCUUCUCAGUUUCCUCCUCCUGUAAGUGAAAUAUUCUUAUUUUGGCAUAAAACACUAAAUCUACUGAAUACUCUUUUAUUUGUGUACGACAGUUCUGACAUCAUUUCCACAAAGCCGGUUUUGACCUACAACUCAAAAUUUAAAAAUGCGAUUUUUUAAGAAACUUAUAUUUUGUUUUUUGACUAUGAGUGAAAAUAAUGAACACAUAGCAACAGUUAAAUCUAGACAGAUUGAACACAGUGUGAACUGGACCAUAAAUUUAUUUAUUAUGUUUUGCUGAAGUUACUGUAUGCAACAGGCUGAAAGCUGCCUCAGUGGUUUGCUGCAAUUUUAAUGUUUCAUUUAAAUGUCUUUUCUUUUAUUUUCUUUUGAAUAUUACUCUUGCCCUCCAUGAUAUUGAAAUAUCAGUAGGAUAAAAAUAAUGAUACAUGCACAUGACCAGAUUGGUUGAUACUUUUUCUAGAUGCGGUCAAGAACGCUUGAAAUCUGUGGUUUUUUUGGGUAAAAUUUAAUGGAAAUCUGAGGCAUAGAAUUGGCUGCAACAAGAGAUAGAAGUGUAUGACAGGAUGUGUAAAAUACAAAUGUUUGAUACUGUGUCUUUAUGUACAUUGUGCCUUUGUCAUAUCUCCACAAAAUACCACUGGGCUUAGAAUCAACUGCCAUCAUGAAAGUGAAAUAUUCUUAAAGAUGGCUUUAAAAAUCACUUAGUCAACUUAAAGGCCUUAUUGGCUUAUUUACACCAAAUUUCAAAGUGUUUACACGUACCAAAAUGUUAUCAGAAGCCCCCACUUGACUAUUUUGGUUAUUUUAACUGUUAAAGUUACUUCAAGGAAGCGUCUUUUUGUCUAUGUACCAGUAAUUGCUGAAUGAGCAGACAGUGUUAGACUUUUUUUGUUUUUGUUUUGUUUUUUAUUAUCUCAAUGAACUUAACUCUUUAUUUGAAAGGUUAUGUUUAUCUGAUGGAGUACAUGUAAUUGAAGAAAAAAGAACAGUCAGAGUGUUUUUUGAGCCAAAUAAAAAGCCAUGUUUCUUUCGUAGUUCUGAUAUAGAGCCUAUCAAAACAGAUGGAUUAUGCCUGCAAAAUAUCUUUGGGAUGUUACUGAACAUUUCUUACGUCCCUAGCAGGCUGUAACUUUCCCCAAGUCUGGCUCUGGCAAUACUCACAUUGUCAUGAACAGUCCAGAUACUCACGUCUAAUCCAUACUGAUGGGCUAAUUAUUAUGUGUUUUUGAAUGACAGACUAUUACUUAACUUUCCAGUGGAAAAAAAAAAACAAUAAUCAAAAUCUCACUCAGAUGUAACAGAGGUUUUGUAAUGUGGUAGAUUUGAGCAAAUAAUGUCUUUCAGUAGAAAAAUUUUUAUGCAUUGUGAGGAUGCAAGAAAAUUGUUCUAAAAUUAGCCAUAAUAAGUUUAUUUUGAUGUCUCUCUGUAAAUCUGUGGGUUAUUUCCCCUGCAGUCAUGUGAAUAUAUUUGAGAAAUAUUUCUGAUUUUUACUUCGAGCUUUUUUUGUAUUUUAAUGAAUUUCUUUUUAGGGAGAUGGAUUUUUUCAGUUGUCAUUGACUGUAAACCUUUGAGAAGAAGUUUUGGAAUUCGGGCUUGGUGUGCUUUGAAAUCAAAAUUUUAAGUAAAAUGUAUAUUUCUUGAAAGUGCUGUAAUUUUUAGGGUUUUAUUUUUAUUGUUAGUAGUGCUAUUGGUAUUUGGGUACCUAUGUGUCAACAUGAAGGUUGAUCUGGAAAAUGUGCUAACAGAUUUUUAAGAAAUGCAAGAAAAAAAUUUACUGAAAAAAAUUGAUUUACAAAUGUAAUUUUUAUUUUGUAAGUAAGAAAUGUUAUUUGUGAAUGAAUUAUUUGUGGGUACCAAAAAAUCUUGUUAGAGCUGGAUUUCUUUAAUAGUCGAAAAUUCUCAUGUUAUAAUGCUCAUGAUACAUGUAAUUGUAGAGGCUAUGAUUCUGACAUUGUCCAAAACAUUAUUGAUUGCUUCCCUUUGUAUCGGCCAUAAUUCCUGCUUAAAAUGACUGGAAGAAAAAUUUUGGAAAAAAACUUUUAGAAAACUUUUUUUAUUAUACUCAUGUACACAUUAAACAUGUCAUUUGAACAUCAUGGAAGGCAAGAUUUUAAACAGAAUUUCAGGUCAGGUUGUGUAUUUUCAACGUUCCAAAUAUGUCACGUAAAUGGCAUAUGUCCCAGAGUAUUCCAUGGCAUGCCAAAUUUUUCAAAUGUGCUAAAUAAAGACUGAUACAUGUACAUAGAAAAUGUACCAACCAACAAACACUGAUCAAAUUAUGCAGUGUACAAUUUGAGUUAUCAUUUUGUAUACCAGUAAUUGAGUUAUGACUGUGUACAACUUGGUUACCAAUGUACAAUGGAGUAAUUUUUAUGUGUAACUGACAUACCCGAGUGAGUUGUCUCUAUGUACAAUAAGAGUUGUGUAUAGUGAAGUCAUCCCUGUUUAUAACUGAGUUAUCCCAGUGUACCACAAAGUUGUAUUGUAAUCCCUGUGUACAGCUGAGGUGUACUAGCGAGAUCCCAUUUUGUGGGGCAGUGUCUUCCCUGUGUACAACGGAGGUGUACCAGUAAGUUUCCAUUGUGUAUGACACUGUCAUCCCUGUGUACAGCUGGGGUGUACUAGUGAGUUUCCAUUGUGUUUCCAUCCCUGUGUACAACUGAGUUAUCACUGUGAUUGAUCAAUUAUAACAGAUAUGAUUGUGUAACUGAAAUUAUGGUCAGAUCCCGGUCAAAAGCAGACUCUGGUGUUGCUUGAAGAAAAAAAAAAAGACACGUCCAGCAGAGACAAUAAAUAACAAGACUUGCUCACUCUCCUUGGA